Aspergillus oryzae RIB40 is the source of this 1386-nucleotide messenger RNA. RefSeq names its product NUDIX hydrolase. Gene Ontology annotation, molecular function: coenzyme A diphosphatase activity. The record is from RefSeq and is a predicted model, not a curated record. The transcript is spliced from 2 exons. NCBI's taxonomy places the organism in Eukaryota, Fungi, Ascomycota, Eurotiomycetes, Eurotiales, Aspergillaceae. Bases 1 to 1386 code for a protein of 461 amino acids.
AUGGAGACACCAAAGUCCGAGUUGUUAGAAGCAGUUCCGCUCUCCAGUUCUCUUCAUGAUGCACUACGGUACCUCCAUGACCAUCCGUAUCCUCAUGUUCCCAAUCCGCCAGCAUGCAAUAAACGCGCCUCCGUGGCCCUCGUCCUUCGAGUCCGACCUACGCAUAACCACUGGCCCGACUCGCAACACUCGUCUAUCACUCCGCAAGAGAACAAUACUGCGUCAGUCAAGCAACGCUUGAAUACUUUUUUCUCUCAGGACUGGGUUCAGAACGGCGAUCCCGAGGCUCUCUUCAUCAAACGAGCUUCCCGUGUGGGAGAUCGCUGGACUGGCCAUGUUGCUCUACCUGGAGGAAAGCGUGAUCCAGAAGAUGCAGACGACAAAGCUGCUGCUAUUAGGGAAGCAUCAGAAGAAGUAGGACUCGACUUGACGGCGGAUGAGUAUAUAUUUGUGGGGAAUCUACCGGAGCGUGUUGUAUCUACUGGUUGGACCUCCGUUCCCUCAGCUGCUGAUGGCGUUGAUCCAAGUUUAAUGGUUCUUUGCCCUUAUGUUUUCCUUCUAACAUGCAGUGAUUCUCCGACCCUCCGACUACAGCCAACAGAGGUUGCUUCAACCCACUGGGUACCUCUUAGUGCUCUCCUUUCUCCUUCGCAGCGCACGGUGGAGUAUGUCGAUAUAUCGCAGCGCUAUGCGAAAACGUCUGGAUUUAUCACCCGUCUUACUUAUCGGUACAUCUUGGGCCUUAUGGAGUUUUCUGCUGUCCGGUUAAGGCCGACUGAAAGUCUUUGGUGCAAUCCGUCGUUUGGAUUUGCCGCUAUAGACAGCCGAGGACCGUCUCCUCUAAUGCAACGAUUAAAGGCGUGGUUCUUUGGCAACCGACCUGAUCCUGAGGACCAGACUCAGCCCCUUCUUCUAUGGGGGUUGACUCUCGGUAUUCUAGCUGACUUUUUAGAUAUGCUCCCGCCUCACACAGCUGUGCAGCUGUGGGAGUACCCUACGUUUACCUUCCCCGACCUACGCCUGAUUACCAGCAUUCUAACUUAUCGCCUACGGAAAAGCAACAAGCUCCAGGCCAAGUCUAGACCUCAACUAAGCAACACAGCGGUUGACAGUCAAACAUCUGGUGUGAGUGUAACCAGUAAUGAUGAUGCAGCGGAAGCGAGCCAUUUUCAUAAUGAAGUUGGCAUCGAGGGGCUAGGAGUUGGCAGGGACUAUGAGUCAUCUGAAACCAAAGAGUUGGAACGGGAUACACAUGCUAUUGGUAUCAUGCUUAAAGGUUAUUAUGCUAAACUCAGAUUUGCUAUCCAGAUUUUCUUGGCGUGGCGAGCUGCUAUAGGUUCCUUAGCUGUGUUGUACACAUGGAGACUAUUCCGACGCCGAAAAUGA